AUGCACCAUCACCACCUCGAGUUGCCCCCCUUGCUCGGGCCAUUAUAUCUACUUCUGCAACCGCCUCCAUGGCUAAGUCUGCAGUGCCGCCAACAUGUUUUGUCAUUACCCGCAUCGCAUUUGUUUGAUUCGUUUUACUUCUGUGACCCACUUCGGACUUUAGUGCCAUGGUGUAAAACUAUUAAACAGCUAUGUAUUGUACUGUACUAUCCAUGCUCCAGUGUGACUCACAGGUACAGCGUUGGCCCAUUCCUUGUGAGAGUACAUCUAUACGUGCCCCUAUGGUCACACACCCCCACGAGCAAGGCUCAGGUAAGUCAAAAGUUGCGGCCGGUGCAGAAUGUGUGCAUCCGGGAAGCAUGCCCUCACAAACGAUACUUGUUAGAAAGCCACCUCCAACUCUUUCCAUCCAUAGUCUGGCAUUAUGCAUCCGGGACGCACAUGCGCGGCCCCAAGGCCUUUUCUUGUGCUCUUUCUUGCGCCCCUUCCUGUGUCUUCUCUACACUUGCUCUUUGUGCACUCUCCCUACGGCUUUCCCUGCAGCCUUUCCUGCACCUUUCCUCCGGCCUUUCCUACACCUUCCCUAUGGCCCUUCCUACAGCCUUUCUUACGGCCUUUCCUACACCUUUCCUACAGCCUUUCCUAUGGCCUUCCCUAUGGCCUUUCCUAGGGUUUUCCCUAGCGGAAUCCCCUACCUAG
This is a messenger RNA of Postia placenta MAD-698-R-SB12, 699 nucleotides long. RefSeq lists its product as hypothetical. The transcript is spliced from 2 exons. The coding region runs from base 1 to 699 and encodes 232 amino acids. The record is from RefSeq and is a predicted model, not a curated record. Lineage: Eukaryota; Fungi; Basidiomycota; Agaricomycetes; Polyporales; Adustoporiaceae.